Messenger RNA from Hypomesus transpacificus, 952 nucleotides. RefSeq names its product pre-mRNA-splicing factor CWC22 homolog. The coding region runs from base 77 to 526 and encodes 149 amino acids. NCBI's taxonomy places the organism in Eukaryota, Metazoa, Chordata, Actinopteri, Osmeriformes, Osmeridae. The record is from RefSeq and is a predicted model, not a curated record. The transcript is spliced from 5 exons.
CGUGCGCUCAGUUCCUGGUUUCAAAAGAACAGCGCAACUGCUGUCUCAACUUCACCAGACAGAUCAGAGCAUCACAAUGAACACUUACUUCUACCUCCUAGUCUCUGUCUUGAUUUGCAAGAACUACGCAGAGAUGACCUGUCAAACUGUCCAGCAGAAGGACACCGCCACGCUGAGUUGUGGCCACUUUGAAGGUGAUGUAAGAUGGAGCAGAGACCAAGAUGGAGGAAGAGUUGACAUUCUGACUGUGAGAAAAGGACAGGACAGCGAGGACAAACACAUUCAUGACCCAGGCAAACGUUUUAGUUCAGUGGCAGACAAAUCACUGACUAUUUUGAGAGUGAUUUCCUCAGAUAGUGGGGUGUACUACUGCAACGGUGAACCAGUGGUGAAUCUGACAGUGACACCAGAAACAGUCCUAGAAGAAGAUCAGAAGAGAACAUGUGGUCCUAAAAGUUCACCAACUACAAUUUGGUCCAGUUUUAAAGGGCACACUUUCUGUCUGGCCAGUAAACAAGGAUCCUAAAACACAGAAGAUGGGAAGAUUCAGUCUGCAUAAUCGACAGUAAAGUCUUUGAUAAAGAAUUAUAACAUACACAAUUACUGUGAUAUGUGAUUUAAUGUUUCAUUUGAAUAUCUUGAAUCUUUAUCAUUUCAUUUGAUCAUUUCCUAUUGGUAUUGAUUCCAUGGGUGUACAGCUUUGACGACAUAAUUUAAAUCUCAUACAGAAAUUCAGAUUAUAAAAAUGUAUGUACAUUUAAAUUAUUAUAACACAACUUUGUUAUUGAUUUAUUUGUAUUGGUAGAAAAUGUGGUAUUGGACAUUGGUAGAAAAUGUAUUGCAGACAUAUUUGUGUUAUGUUUUAGAGAAAAAGGAUUCUGGUUCUUGCACUUUAUGUACACUUGAAUCUAUGUAUAUGGUGCUGAUGUUGAAUGCAAUAAAAAGCUGAGCU